GGCAAAGACUUGUAACUUUAAUGAACUGAGAGAUUCAAUGAUUCGUGACCAAAUUGUUUUUGGUAUUUAUGAUAAGAAACUGAGAGAAAGAUUAUUACGAGAAUCAGAACUCACCUUGGAUUAUGCUGUCAAAUUGUGUCAGUCCAGUGAAGUAGCGAGACAGCAAGUGAAGCAGUUUGAUGGCACUAAUGCAGCCGCUAUGUCCUUUCAGAGUGUAGAAGUUGACGCCAUUUCAUUCAGAGAUAAGAGAAGAGGUAACACAAGAGGUUUCAGAGAUACUGAUAAUGAAACAUUCUCAUGCAAGCGCUGUGGGACCAAACAUAAGUUCAGACAGUGCCCAGCUUUCGGAAAAAAAUGUUCCAAGUGCAAUGGCCCUAACCAUUUUGCAAAAAUGUGUUUUUCCAAAGAUGUGAAGAGGGAAAAUAAAGUGCAUUUAGUGGAGGAGGCAUAUGACAGUGAUUUAAGUGACUCAUUUUAUGUGAACAUUGUUUCUGAAGAGAAAGUAAAUCAGGAUGCUGAACCGUGUGUAUCAAGUGAUGAUUCAGUCAAGUCUUCAAUGUGGAUUGUUCCUCUUGUGGCUAAUGGGACCGUAGUACCCUUUAAAUUAGAUACUGGUGCAAAAGUUAAUCUAAUUAACAUCAGAGAUGUGAAAGCAUUGAAAGAAAAACCUCUAAUCAAAAAACGUACAGUUCCCCUCAAAGCCUAUAAUGGACAACCAAUUGAAACGAGAGGAGUAUGCAGAUUAAAAAUACAAGUAAAAGGAAAGAUGAAAAGUUUGAUGUUUGUUGUCGUUCCCAAUGGUCAUGAAUCUCUUCUAGGGGAUAAAGCGUGUGAAGACCUUCAUUUGGUUAAAAGAGUAUAUCAGGUCAACAAGAAAACCGUAGUCUGUGACAAUGUAAUGGAUAUAGUCAAACAAUUUUCUGAUGUUUUUGAAGGUCAAGGUACAUUACCAUUUACCUAUAAAAUACAGUUGAAAGAUGAUGCUUCUCCAGUCAUUCAUGCUCCUCGGCGGGUUCCUGCCCCUCUUCGUGAAGCUUUGAAACAGGAAUUGGAUCGCAUGACUCAACUGGGAGUUAUCCAACGGAUUGAACAACCUACAGAUUGGGUAAAUUCUAUAACUUGUGUGAAGAAGCCCAAUGGUGAUUUAAGAGUGUGUUUAGAUCCUAAAGACCUAAAUGAUAACAUCAAACGAGAACAUUACCAGAUACCCACCCGUGAAGAGAUAAUUAGUGACAUGUCAGGAGCUCAGUUUUUUAGCAAAUUAGAUGCCUCUCAAGGAUUCUGGCAGAUCCGGUUGGAUUCUGAGAGUAGCCAGUAUUGUACAUUUAAUACUCCCUUUGGAAGAUAUUGUUUUCUCCGUCUUCCUUUUGGCAUCAAAUCAGCUCCAGAGAUUUUUCAUCGAGCCAUGGAAACCCUUAUUGAAGGUCUAGAGGGUGUUCGAGUAUACAUUGAUGAUAUUGUGGUGUGGGGGUCCACCCUUCAACAACAUAAUCAGCGACUAGUAAAAGUUAUGGAAAGAAUUCGAGCACAUGAUUUGAAGCUCAAUCAGAAAAAGUGUCAAUUUGGAGUCACAGAGAUCACGUUCUUAGGUGACAAGUUAUCUGCAAAAGGUGUGGAGCCACAUCCAGCAAAAGUGCAAGCCCUCCUUGAUAUGCCUCCACCUACUGAUAAGAAGGGAAUUCUGCGUGCUUUGGGAAUGGUGAACUUCCUGGGAAAAUUUCUGCCAAAUCUUUCAGCCAAAACUACCCAUAUGAGAAAGUUGUUACAAAAUGAUCAGGAGUUUGUCUGGACUUCAGUACAUGAUCAAGAAUGGAAGCAGUUAAAGGAGACUCUUACUACUGAACCUGUUCUUGUUUUUUUUGAUCACACAAGACCAACUAAGAUCUCCACAGACGCCUCUCAGGAUGGAUUGGGAGCGGUGCUUCUUCAGGCCUUUGAGGAUUCCUGGAGACCUGUGGCCUAUGCUUCUCGAUCUAUGACAGAGACUGAAAGACGAUAUUCACAAAUAGAGAAGGAGACCUUGGGUUUAGUAUUUGGCUGUGAAAAGUUUCAUGGAUAUGUAUAUGGAUUACCUACUUUUACAGUAGAGACGGAUCAUAAACCAUUAAUCUCUAUCAUUCAAAAGAACUUAAAUGAUAUGUCACCUCGAAUUCAACGCAUGAUUAUGAAAUUACAAAGAUAUGAUCUGAAUCUAGUUUAUACACCUGGAAAGUAUAUCAUUGUGGCUGAUGCACUGUCUCGAGCACCAGUAGCUUCGGAGACCAGCAAAAUGGACGAAAUUGAGAGACAUGUGAGUAUGGUGUAUUCAGCUUUACCAGUUUCAGAUGAGAUGCUAAAGCUUAUCGCAGAGGAAACCGCAAAGGAUACCGAACUACAGAGGGUUAUUGCAUACCUUCAACAUGGAUGGAUCAAAGGCAAGUGUCCACAGUACUUUCCUUUAAGGGCAGAAUUGAGUGUGGUUGAGGGCAUGCUGUUGAGAAAAAACAGAAUUGUCAUUCCAGUAUCAAUGCGUCAAGACAUGCUUCGUCGAAUUCACGAAGGACAUCUUGGUAUUGAAAAAUGCAAGCGAAGAGCUAGACAAGCUGUUUUUUGGCCUGGAAUUAAUGUGCACAUUGAGAAAUACCUCAGUCAGUGUGAUGUCUGUUUAAAUCAUCAUUAUAAACAGGCUAAAGAACCUAUGAUGAUAGCUGCUCAUCCUACUGAACCGUGGGAAAAAGUAGGAACUGAUCUUUUCCAGUUGAAUGGUAAGGAUUAUUUGGUGGUUAUCGAUUAUUAUUCCAAUUAUCCUGAAGUUGAACAGCUUCAUCACACAACAUCAAAUUACGUGAUUCAAUGCAUGAAAAGCAUCUUUGCAAGGCAUGGAAUUCCUCAUAUUGUGCAAAGUGACAAUGGUCCUCAGUACACAAGUCGUGAAUUCCAACUGUUUGCAGAGCAGUAUGGCUUUAAACAUACUACUUCAAGCCCUCUUUAUCCAAAGGCAAAUGGCAAAGCAGAAAAAGGGGUCCAAAUUGUAAAAAGACUUUUGAAAAAAGCUGCAGCAAGCAGUUCUGAUGCAAAUCUGUCUCUCUUGAGUUACCGUUCUUCUCCACUCAGUUGUGGAUUAUCUCCUGGUGAGUUGUUGAUGAACCGAAAACUGCGUGACACACUACCAAAGUUAUCCUUGAAAACCGAAAACAACAGUCUAUCAUUGAAAAAGAUGCAACAUUUUAAAGAGAAGCAGAAAGAAUAUUAUGACAAGGGAGCUCGACAUCUGAAAUCUCUUUCUGAACGAGAUACAGUUAGAAUUGAGGAGCCCACUGGAUGGAGAAAGAAAGCUACAGUCUUAAAAGAGGUAAAUCCAAGAUCAUAUCUGGUUCAAACAGAAGAUGGACAAACAUUGCGGAGAAAUCGACAGAGCUUGCUUAAGACUCCAGAGAAAUGUCCUCUUGUUGAUGAGCCAACCCUGUCUGCAAAACUGCAGUCUUGUGAAAUGCCUCUUGUUGAUCUGCAACGUCAUGAAAUGCUAUCUCCAGGUGGCAGUAAUGUAAUAUAAGAUGACGUGCAUUCCCUAGAGGGAGAGUUGUAAUGGAGACAU
Paramisgurnus dabryanus is the source of this 3574-nucleotide messenger RNA. The record is from RefSeq and is a predicted model, not a curated record. Lineage: Eukaryota; Metazoa; Chordata; Actinopteri; Cypriniformes; Cobitidae.